Paramuricea clavata is the source of this 534-nucleotide messenger RNA. The record is from the annotation of a GenBank genome assembly. NCBI's taxonomy places the organism in Eukaryota, Metazoa, Cnidaria, Anthozoa, Malacalcyonacea, Plexauridae.
CUGGUAGAAGUGCACGACUAUACAGGAUCUUUACUGGACGCUGGCAAACAAAUUGACGUGAUCUACAUGGAUAUGUCCAAAGCCUUUGAUAAAGUUAACCACCAAAUUCUUAUUCAUAAACUUUACAACUGCUUUGGCAUCUCUGGUAGUUCACUUGGUUGGUUCUCCUCCUACUUGUUGAACAGAAGGCAGCGUGUGAUUGUUCUAGGGGCUACAUCAUCUGAAAAACCUGUAUUGUCUGGAGUCCCUCAAGGUUCUAUCCUGGGUCCAAUACUCUUUCUCCUUUAUGUUAACGACCUACCUGAUGUAGUGAAUAAUGCAAAAGUAGCUUCUUUUGCUGACGACACAAAAUUAUUCAAGUGUGUCGAUUCUCACAUAGACGGUGCCUCGAUUCAAAGUGAUCUUGAUAAUCUUGAGGAGUGGUCGACUUCUUCUGGACUUGUAUUUAACCAAAAUAAUAGUGUCAGAGAAUUACCAGGAAAAAGACUACCACCGAAUUCCCCUAGACCAUCAAAAACAAAACCCUCGCAAUGA